Molecule: messenger RNA, 5864 nt
Organism: Alexandromys fortis (reed vole)
Lineage: Eukaryota; Metazoa; Chordata; Mammalia; Rodentia; Cricetidae
Gene: Abcd2
Product: ATP binding cassette subfamily D member 2
Exons: 10
Coding region: 538-2763 (741 amino acids)
Biological process (GO): very long-chain fatty acid catabolic process; fatty acid beta-oxidation; peroxisome organization
Cellular component (GO): peroxisomal membrane
Molecular function (GO): ABC-type transporter activity; ATP binding; long-chain fatty acid transmembrane transporter activity
Source: RefSeq, a predicted model, not a curated record
CAUUAAAGCUCCAGCAAAUCUUCCUAUCCGCCUGCCCCUCCUCUUGUGGAAGGAAAUCUUAGGGACGGGAAGUAUAUUCUGAAACUUCUGAGGGUUUCUAAGUGACGCUGAGCAUGCUCAGUAGCUCAAAGGCAAGGUUUCUUCUCCAGCAGCCGACCUGGUUCGACCUCUCCAGAAAUAGACAUUUAACUCUCUGAACCCCUGUUUAAAGGAUAGAAUUCGUUUGGGCUCUCUCUUCAUUUUUAAGGUUCAAAGAGAAGAGGCGAGGAUUCCAGGGUCUCACCGCCAUCGCAGCCAAUGAGGAGCCCGGGGGAGGAGCCUGGCCAGCUCUGGCUGGUGAGGGACUCGCCCCCAGUAGAUGCGGUGGAGUUUGAGCUUUGCUGCAUCCGUCACUGAAGAACAAAAUAAGAGUAAAGGAGAGAGGCUGCAGAGCAUGGGAGGCGGUGGGGUUUUCUGAGACGUUUGCUGGGCUUUCCGCGGAGCAUGAGCCUUUAAAACGAAUUCUUUUUAUAGAAACUCAUUUGUGUAGCUGGGAAAAUGAUACAUAUGCUAAACGCAGCAGCCUAUCGGGUGAAAUGGACCAGAUCCGGCGCUGCUAAGAGGGCUGCCUGCCUGGUGGCUGCGGCAUAUGCUCUGAAAACCCUCUAUCCCAUCAUUGGCAAGCGUUUAAAGCAGUCUGGCCACAGGAAGGAAGAAGCAGCAGCUUAUCCGCCUGCAGAGAACAGAGAAAUACUGCAUUGCACAGAGAUCGGCUGUAAAAAGCCUGCGCCGGGACUGAAUGCAGAUUUUUUCAAACAGCUACUAGAACUUCGGAAAAUCCUCUUUCCGAAACUUGUGACCACUGAAACGGGGUGGCUCUGCCUCCAUUCGGUGGCUCUAAUCUCAAGAACAUUUCUUUCUAUCUAUGUGGCCGGUCUGGAUGGAAAAAUCGUGAAAAGCAUCGUGGAAAAGAAGCCUCGGAGUUUCGUCAUCAAGUUGAUCAAGUGGCUUAUGAUUGCCAUUCCUGCCACCUUUGUCAACAGCGCUAUCAGGUACCUGGAGUGCAAACUGGCUUUGGCCUUCAGAACUCGCUUAGUAGACCAUGCCUACGAAACCUAUUUUGCAAAUCAGACUUACUAUAAGGUGAUAAAUAUGGACGGGAGGCUGGCCAACCCUGACCAGUCCCUUACUGAAGACAUUAUGAUGUUCUCACAAUCUGUCGCUCACUUGUAUUCCAACCUUACCAAGCCUAUUUUAGAUGUAAUCAUAACUUCCUAUACUCUCAUCCGGACUGCUACGUCCAGAGGAGCGAGCCCAAUAGGGCCCACGCUGUUAGCCGGACUUGUGGUCUACGCCACGGCUAAAGUGCUGAAGGCUUGCUCUCCUAAAUUUGGCACACUAGUGGCUGAGGAAGCUCAUAGGAAAGGCUAUCUGCGGUACGUUCACUCCAGAAUCAUAGCUAACGUGGAAGAAAUUGCCUUCUACAGAGGACAUAAGGUAGAAAUGAAGCAACUGCAGAAAAGUUACAAGGCUUUAGCUUAUCAGAUGAACCUCAUUUUAUCCAAGCGUUUAUGGUACAUCAUGAUAGAACAGUUCUUGAUGAAGUACGUGUGGAGCAGCUGCGGACUAAUCAUGGUGGCUAUCCCGAUUAUCACCGCGACAGGCUUUGCAGACGGUGAUCUGGAGGACGGCCCAAAGCAGGCAAUGGUUAGCGAUCGGACAGAAGCCUUCACCACUGCCCGAAAUUUAUUGGCCUCUGGAGCUGAUGCUAUUGAAAGAAUUAUGUCUUCAUACAAAGAGAUCACUGAACUAGCAGGUUAUACUGCUAGAGUCUACAAUAUGUUCUGGGUCUUUGAUGAAGUGAAAAGAGGCAUUUAUAAGAGAAAUGUCACUCAGGAGACUGACCAGCAUAGCAAGAGUGGAGGGAACGUGGAGCUACCCCUCAGUGACACCCUAGCAAUUAAAGGAACAGUUAUUGAUGUGGAUCACGGAAUCAUUUGUGAAAAUGUGCCCAUAAUUACACCAGCAGGAGAAGUGGUGGCUUCAAGGCUAAACUUCAAAGUAGAAGAAGGGAUGCAUCUUUUGAUAACUGGUCCCAAUGGUUGUGGGAAAAGCUCUCUCUUCAGAAUCUUAAGUGGGCUGUGGCCUGUGUAUGAGGGAGUCCUCUAUAAACCACCUCCCCAACACAUGUUCUAUAUUCCACAGAGGCCAUACAUGUCUCUUGGAAGUCUGCGUGAUCAAGUCAUUUAUCCUGACUCGGUGGAUGACAUGCACGAGAAAGGUUACACUGACCAGGACCUAGAAGGCAUUCUGCACAGUGUCCACCUCUACCACAUAGUUCAAAGAGAAGGAGGAUGGGAUGCUGUUAUGGACUGGAAAGAUGUCCUCUCGGGAGGGGAAAAGCAAAGGAUGGGUAUGGCCCGGAUGUUCUAUCAUAAACCAAAGUACGCCUUGCUGGAUGAAUGUACCAGAGCCGUGAGCAUUGAUGUGGAAGGAAAGAUCUUUCAGGCUGCUGUGGGAGCUGGGAUUUCCUUACUGUCCAUAACACACAGACCUUCUCUGUGGAAAUACCACACUCACUUGUUACAAUUUGAUGGCGAAGGAGGUUGGCGCUUUGAACAGCUGGACACCGCUAUCCGCUUAACAUUAAGUGAAGAAAAACAAAAGUUAGAGUCACAACUGGCUGGAAUUCCCAAAAUGCAGCAGAGACUCAAUGAACUGUGUAAAAUUUUGGGAGAGGACUCGGUGCUGAAAACAAGCCAAAAAGAAGAGGACACACCCUAAUUUAUCUUGACAUGUUUUAAGUUAACUUUUAGGGAACGCCUCAGAGACUCCCUUCCCUGCAUGCAGUAUGCUAAGCUAAGUGCAGAGAAAGCAAGCCAGCAAAAAGUAUUUGGUAUGAUUUUAGCAUCAAGGAAGUAUAAGAUAACUUUUGGAAAGAAAAGAAAAUGCAUUAGUUCAGAUUAGUCGUGACCUCUAUUAGUGCGCAAUGAAAGGCCAACUCACCUAUAAAAAAAAAAAAAGAGGACCUUCUACGUGAAUAUGUGUGGUCUGAGGUUCUUCUUGUGGGAGAAAGCCCCAAAACAAAACAAUAAGGGCAGGACCUGGGUUGACGUCAGGUGGGCAGCAUCAGAAGUUUGAGUGCUGCUUUAGCCCACUUACCAUAGACAGUAGGUACAACACCUGAAAUCCAUAAUCAGUGCUGCUAGCGGCCAGCUAAAACUCUGUACAAGGCAACAGUUUGAUUUUAAAAACCUUCAAUAUGAAAAAAUGUAUUUUAAUGACAGUGGUUGAAAACAAGCAUGAAGUACUGUGUAUGAGACUGGCAGACUGGGAGCAUCUUAAUGCAAACACAAACAAUUGACUUUAAUAAGAAUCGUGCAUAUUUAUUAAAACCUUUUUAUUUUUAAAAAGAGAAUUGCCCAUAGAGAAGAGGAGGGUCUAAGCAAUGCUUGCACUGGCUGCCACUCGAAUCUGCAGUGCUCUAUACUUCAAUUAUUAUGCAGAAAUACUGCUUGUUUGGUGCCCAAAGAAGCAUUUUUAAAACUUGGAUCCUGGAGUUCAUAGUUAUUCCAGCAUUCAUUUCAUUUAUUCUGUCUUUGAAGCAAUCUUUGGAGGCAGCUCGUCUUUGCUCAUUUGCUUCUGAGAAGACAGAUACUCAGAUUUAUUUUGAUCACGUGAUUUAUUUUGGAAGCCAUGUAGAGAUCAAAUGAAGUUCUCAUGAUCUGAUUCAGUACUGUUACUACUACUGUCCCUUCGAUUUAACUGAGCUAUAAUGUCAAUAAGAAAUGAGAUGGGCCAGGUCGGUGGCCAGAAAUGGAAUUAGGCAGAGCAGAAAGUAUGGGAAAAAUUAAAGUAGAUAAAUAAAUACAGUUGAGGGCAUGGAGAAAUGACACUUGCUUCUCUUGAAGGGGACCAGAAUUUUAUUGCCAGCACCCACAUGGUGGCUCCAAAACUAUGUCUAAUUCCAGUACCAGUGGAUCUGAAGCCCUCUCCUAGCCUCUAAGGGCCCUGCAUACAUGUAUUGCUCAUUCAUAUAUGCAGGCAAAACACUCACAUACAUAGCAUUCAAAAUAAAGAAAUCUGAAAGAUAGUAGAGAUAUUGAAAAUUGGCAAUGCUAACAUUAUUAUUUAAUUGGUCUUUGCAAGAAAUGAAAAAUGAGUAGAAAACGGAAUGGCCAUUGGUCUUUGACUUAUAACACGCCACGGAAGCCAGCACACUCUGCACAUCUCUUCGAUGUUGGAGCAUCUUCAACAUCAGCACCCAGAAGGACAGUACAUUGCUGAAUAUGAUGCGAGACAAUCUAUAUGAAUAUGUCAUGGAAAAGAUCUCAUCCAUCCAGGUGCGCUGGAGUAAGGAGCUUUAAUCUCGUCCUCUCUCAGGCAUGGUGAUGUAUAUGAAAAACGAAGAGGAACAGUUACAGUGGCCUAGAAUUUUGUUUACAUAUUUAGAUAUCACCUUAGCAGAUGCUCAUCUGUCAUAGACUAUUUGGGAGAUAGACUACCUGGAAGUCAUUCACAAUGAUUGCUGUAAGAAAUUACAUGUCCACAUGUUCAAUUCCACAAAAUCGGGGUAAUUUGAAUUAUCAAUAAAAGUGACCACCUUACAAGAAGUACUAGAUUGUACUUCAUAAUCAGUAAUAUUUCAUUUAUCUGUUACUACUACUUCAUACUUGUGGGGCAAGAGCUGACGAUUUUGUUUAGAGAAAGCAUGGAACUGGAGAGUAAUGCUUUUAUUUUAAAAUGAUUUCCUAACCUUUAACAACAACCAUGUUACUAGUUAGCCAGGUUAUCACGCCAAUGGAGAAACAUGUGAAGUGGCUUACAUUAGGUUUUAAAGGCACAAGAAGAAAACUGAAAGUUCACCUUUGAAACUAUAGUGUUCAUAAUUUAAAAUUAAACCAUUUAAGUACCGGAUAUCUUACAUCUUUAGGCUUUGCAAAGAAUGCAUCAAUCCCAGGUUUAUAGAUAUACUUUAUUUAAUAGAUGUUACCAAUAAGCUGAAAUGAAACACACAAGAUUCAUUAGAUGUUUAAAUUCUAUACUAAAAUUCUAGUCAUAGAAUUUAAAUGUUAAAAGUUUCAAGAUAAACAAGCUGUUUUUCAAUAGCACUUUUUUUUUUAACUACUGGUUUUCUGAAUUACUUUUUCUGAGACCAGAUAUCCUUUAUCUAGGAAGGAGACUCUAUCUAAUGUGAACUUGUGUUAGGUAUCACCACACUCUUUCCAAAGUGGGAGACUAGAGUUGGUAUUCCAACAGGCACACUUGUGAAAACACGAGCCCACUGAGACAUCUUCCUUGCAUAGGACAAAGAAAAUGGAAUAUGGAAAAUAAAUAUAAGGAAAAUGAAGUAUAAUUUAAGUUGUCAAACUACUGUUAUUUUCCUUGGGAAAAGGUAUAAAUUUAUGGAGCUUGAUUAUUUGGGGGGCUUUCACUCAUGGGCUGAAUUCCACAUAAAUGUGACGUUCUAUUUCUACAGCAUGCAGCGGCAUGCCAAGCAUGAGUCUGAAGCUGUGUUCACUCUUAUAGGCAGGAUAAUCUCUAACACACUCUUGAAUCACAAGGUUGCUGAUCUCACUUGAAAACCAACCCACAUUACCCUGUCUUUACACAGGAAUGGUUUUCCUUUGACGGUAAUUUGACUUUUGUCCCAAAUUUCGGUGGGUCAAAAGAGGUAUAAACAAAUGUGUUGGUUUUUGUUUCAGGAAUUAAUUCCAAGUAAAAGUGUGUAUUUGUGAAAGGCGUAGCUUAUCUUGAUGUUUGAUAUUUUUUUUUACCUGUGUAUCUUCAAAUCUUGUUAUGCAAUCGAACUGAAACCCAGAGGAAGGUACGUGCUUAGAGAUGCAAUAAACAUUGUGACGGUGAUUAAAUUAUUUAUUUAAAGA